Molecule: messenger RNA, 1338 nt
Organism: Capsella rubella
Lineage: Eukaryota; Viridiplantae; Streptophyta; Magnoliopsida; Brassicales; Brassicaceae
Product: putative F-box protein At3g29830
Molecular function (GO): protein binding
Source: RefSeq, a predicted model, not a curated record
AUGGAUUCAUCACUUAACCCAAACGACAUAAUAUCAAGAUUACCGGAUGUAGUUCUUGUUGUGAUUCUUUCUUUCUUAUCCUUCAAGGAUAAUGUAAAGACGAGUCUUCUCUCAAGGAGGUGGAGGAAAUCUGCCUCCGGCUACCAAGCCAAAAAGGUUUCAUUUGUUCUCUAUAUGCUCCAAUGGAUCUCUAGAGUAAACAUUCAGGUUAUAGAGAGUUUUGAGAUUUGUCUCUAUAAUCCGGUGGGCUUCAAGGCAGAGAUUAAGUCUCUGGUUGAGUUUGCAAUCUCAAGAAGAGUGAAGAAGUUAGUUCUUGAUUUCUUAAGCCCUUUUUGGAAAACCAUAUUCAAUGUGUGGAAAUAUGAUGACAUCGUUUUUGAAUUGCCUGAACUUGUUUACAUUGCACCAACCCUCGAAGUAUUGAAGCUUUAUGCAUGCAAGAUUGACGCCUCUAGGCUCGCAAACCCAAGGCUAAGAAAGCUCUCCCUUGGUUGGUUGCGACUCCAAACGAUAGAAUCUAUUCUAUCAAAGUGUCCUUUGCUUGAGAGUCUUAGUCUCAGCUAUUGUUAUGACCUUGAUGAGAUGAUUCAUACUGGACAAAUCCGAGAAGUGAUCUUCGAGAGCAUUGCUACCCCUUACAUGCAUUGUUCGCUUAACCUACCCAAUGUAGAAUUCUUCAAGUACUCCGGGAAUGUCAUGAACAUUCAUAUUGAGAAAGUGAAUAGGAUGUUGAAAGAAGUGUCCUUGAAUUUUGGGGUGGAAAAUGAAUAUGAAGAUCCAUUCGAUCCAAACGAAGCUGGAGAAGUUCUUUCUCAUCUCCUUAACGAUCUUCGAUCUUCAAAGAAAUUAACUGUUUCCCCGUAUCUCCUUGAGGUGAUACCAGAGUGUGACAAUCCGGUUGAUAUGUUACGUGAUGUGGAAACACAACAUUUGGUGUUAGAAACGUAUCUGCAUGCAAAUGAGUUCAUGGGAAUCAAACUCCUUAUUGAUCAUUGUCCAAACUUAGAGACCCUCACUGUCAACAUCCUUUCUCCAAAACCUUACCAUAUGGCUUCACAUGGUGCAAUCAACUCAGAGACACUUUGGCCACCAAGUAUCUCAUUCAGGUGUUUGAGAAGGACUCUCAAGGUCCUGGUGGUUAGGCCUUUUUGUGGUAGCUGGAUCGAGCGUCAUUUGUUGGCCUAUUUUGUUUGGCCGGAACAUGGGGAUGUAUUGGAGAGAGUUGAACUUUACUUGCCAACUUGGUUGAAUGAAACUCAAAGGAUGUGGGCACGUUUUGGAGCUGAUAGCUUGCAGAGCACUUCGAAUCGCGUAAACGUUAUUCUGUACAAUGCUUGA